UUCUGCACACCUGCCAUGGGUUUCUGGGUCUUUCUCAUCGCAUCGUUCUCUUAUUUCAUAGCAAUUACCAAAGUAUCGACUCUACCUAUUGCAGAACCUUUGCAGAGGGAGGAAGUUUUGAAACAGAACCCUCUUAUCGACUUCCCAACCCCAUAUGUAUUUGGCUACGACAUUCAGGAUGGAAAAGGAACAUCUCAACAUCGCCACGAGAUAUCAGAUUUGAAUGGUUUCGUCGAAGGAACGUACGGAUAUUCAGAUCCCCUUGGAGUACAUAGGAACGUUCGUUAUACUGCAGAUUUAAAUGGUUAUCGUGCUGUUAUCCGUUCAAAUGAACCUGGAAUAUCCGAUCAAAAUACAGGUGAUGCAGUGUAUCUUGUCCAACCGCCACCACCAGCAGCUAUUUUCCAAGGUGCCAAAGUUAUCGUCCCAUUUCAAAAUGUGUGAAAGGUCAUGAAAAAUGCAUUCAGAAUGUUAAAUGGAGAAUGUAGCGUAAAACAUUAAAAUGUUUUUAUGUUACAUUUUGUUCUGUCACUAUUUUUUCCAGUUUCUGUCCUGCUAAUAUAUCUUCUUAGGUUUGUACAUAUUAGUUAAAAUUCCGCCUUGUUCUCCUAUUUAAUAAAUCAAUAAAAAUUUUUAAAUACUUCAUUUUCAUUAUGCAUUAUGC
This is a messenger RNA of Stegodyphus dumicola, 664 nucleotides long. RefSeq names its product cuticle protein 16.8-like. The record is from RefSeq and is a predicted model, not a curated record. Gene Ontology annotation, cellular component: chitin-based extracellular matrix. Gene Ontology annotation, molecular function: structural constituent of chitin-based larval cuticle. NCBI's taxonomy places the organism in Eukaryota, Metazoa, Arthropoda, Arachnida, Araneae, Eresidae.